CAUUUCAUUUCAGAAAAAGAUUUUCGAAAAUGAAGAUGAGUAAGAUGCUCUGCUUGCGAAGGCGAUUUUCGAGAAGAGCAAGAGCUGCUCCUCUCGUUGUCCCUGUGAAUGCCAAUCCUGUCCUUGUUGCUGUUGCUCAAGAGCAAGUUGCUCUCCCAGCUCCCCUUGUCGUCCCUGUGCAUGCCAAUCCUGUCCUUGUUGCUGUUGCUCAAGAGCAAGCUGCUCUCCCAGCUCCUCUCGUCGUCCCUGUGCAUGCCAAUCCUGACCUUGUUGCUGUUGCUCAAGAGCAAGCUGCUCUCCAAGCUCCUCUUGUCCCUGUUCAUGUUGCUCCAGAAGAAGCUGCUCUCCCAGGUCUGACUGUCAACAGAAACCAUCUGAUCAGAGAUCUCCCACGCCCUGUUCAACGUCCUCCUGUUGUGCAAGUGUCUCAGCCUCAACUUAGCCGGUCUGCAAGGAAAAAGCUCAAUAGAGGUCCUGGGACCAUGAGCCUCACUGCAGCACAGAAGAGGAUGUUUGGUCAUAGGAAGGGUAAGAAGAAGCACCGUCGUCGAAAGUAUGGUCAUAGCUAUUAAGCUCCCAGCCAGCAAAACAGGGAUGCAUCUUGCAGUGAGCUCAACAAGGAUUUCUAAACUCUCAUUAUAUCCUGUGAUUGAGCGAUACACUGGUUUUGGUUUGUGAUUUCGGAUUUACCAUGUGCACCUUUUGCAAAACAUGGAUUUAGAUUGCAGUGAGCUCAACAAGGAUUUCUAAACUCUCAUUAAAUCCUGUGAUUGAGCGAUACACUGGUUUUGGUUUGUGAUUUCAGAUUUACCAUGUGCACCUUCUGCAAAACAGGAAUAUACUUGGUGUCUGUUUUGGAUUUAAGUAAUAUCUGCUUCUCUCUUAAA
Messenger RNA from Arabidopsis lyrata subsp. lyrata, 887 nucleotides. RefSeq lists its product as uncharacterized. The record is from RefSeq and is a predicted model, not a curated record. Bases 30 to 572 code for a protein of 180 amino acids. The transcript is spliced from 6 exons. NCBI's taxonomy places the organism in Eukaryota, Viridiplantae, Streptophyta, Magnoliopsida, Brassicales, Brassicaceae.